UUCGACUCAGCGUAACCUAAUUGCCUUAUGUCGACAGAGAGAGAGAGAGUGAGAAGAAGACGAGGACUGUAAAAAGAUAGAAGGCAGGGAGAAAACAAACGGAAUAAUAAAAAGCCUAUCUCGCUUGUCGACUGAAACUAGGAUUUCAAAGCCAGACAGAGUGACAUUAGUUGGGCGUCAAGUGAUACAAGUUUACAAGAGCUUCGAAAGGAAGCGAGUGAGACUAAGUGAACUAUGUUACAUUUGUCUGAGUCAGUUGUCUGAGUGGCUGGAAUUUAGCUGCACAGAGAGAGAAACUUGCAGAUACAGCUCCAACUACUGCCUGGAUUCAGGAAACUCAGCAAAUACGGACUACAGUGUUACACACUGAAAUAUUUUUACUAGUGAAAAAAGCUCGUUUGUUUUGGAAAUAUUCUCAAGGAUUUCUACUACUCCAGACAGCAGGCUGAAGAGAUCCCAGAGAUGAUUAGCUGUAGAAGCUGAGACUUGACGAGACAGAGGAUCUUGAAUUAGGUGCUAUUCUAAAAGCCUAACGGGCUGUAUAGUAUUGGUGUUGAAGACAGGUGUGUAGUCUUCCCUUGGUCUUUGGUGUGUGGCCUUCUCUGUGCUGCAGUGGAGGGCUUCACAGACACAGCUACUGUGGCUGGAUGCAUCACGCAGUAGAGCAGUUUGGCGGGCGUGGCACACGGGACUCCUUCCCUCUGGACGGACUCAGCCGGGUACCAUGGCCUCCCGUGGUCAACCGCCCCACCUGGGCGCAACCUGCCAGGUGUUCGCCAGGUGUCAAUCAACACCAGCUCCUCCCCCAUCCAGCGCCAAGUCACAUGGGCGGACUGAACCAUCCCAGUAAAUUCUUCAAUAAUGGGCCCAUGCAGGUUCGUGGCGGUGAAAAGCUGGAGCUGUCCCAGGCCAUGUUACCUAGCCUCCAGAGAGGGGACCAGCAACGCCCCCUUCCUCCCCCCCACCGGGUGUGGGAACAGUUGGGUCAGCUGUAUGACUCCCACCCCCCUCCUCAUUCACUUGUACCCCUACCUAGCGACCACACACCCCGCCUGCACAGUGGUGGAUACAGCACUAGGCCGCCUACCCACCUGCCUUCCAGACCCAAUCAGCUACUGAAGUAUGAGGGUCCUCAGGAGCAUCAUGUUCCCAGGGGUCCAGCAUCACUGGGUGAUGAUAUGUGGUCUCAGGUUCAGCAGCAGCAGCAGAGGGGUUACCCAGGGAAAAUGUUGGGGGGGCAGCUGAAGAGGCCGGCCCCCCCUCUAGGGGAGCACUCGGUCAUCCAGCACACCCCGCCCCCCUCCCUUCACCCCUCUCGCCCCAAUGAGGACUGCCCCAGUCCUAGCAAGAGGAAGAGGAGCUCUGAGCAGAUUCCUCACCCUGGCAUGCAGAGGUUCUCUGGCCCAGGAGGACACCCCCUGCCCCCCCAGCAGCAGCCCCCGGCCCACCUCCCCCCUCCCCCACCCAAACCUGCCUUCUGGAACCCCAUGCAUAAGGGGAACGCCCCCUGGGCCCAGCCCGAACGCAGGAACGGGCCUUCAGAGUUCCAGAUCAGAACUGACUCAGCCAAGUCAGGUCUGGGUGGCUACACCUACAAACCCCCCCCCCCCCUCCGCCCCCUCGCCAAUCUCCCCACCCCGCAUCUCCUCCCUGGGAGACUACCCCCAGGGGCGUGGCGGGCCCCCCCCACCCCACAAGCCCCAGUUCCCACCUCAGGCCCUCAAUCAACCCCCCACAAUAACCACCCCCAGUACCCCAAACAACCAGCUCCAGCCCCGCCCCUCAUGGGGAUGGAGCCCCGGGGAGGUCCUCCUACCCCCCAGAGAGGCCCUACCACUGGGGGCCGAGGAAUCAACAACCAGCCCCUCUCUCAUCCUCCUCACCACCAAGCUCCAGCAAGGGGGGACAGUAGAGGAGAAAGGGACAGUAGGGAGCCCCCCCAACCCUCACCAGCAAACCACACCGGCGUGCCUUACAGCCACAACCCACACCCCCACUUCCAGCCCCACCCGGGGCUGGGGCACACGGCCCCACAACCCCGUCCUCCUGCCCCUGCCUGCAGCACCGCAGUACCUCAGCAGCACAACCCCACCACCCCACACCACGAGGCCUGGCGGCCCCAGGGCCAGGGCAGGCCACAAAGCAACCACCCCCCGGAGUCAGGUCUCUACAGGGCAGGGCCGGUAUCUCAGGGGCAGCAGCAGCAUCAGAACCAGGUCGGGGAGACCCGGGGUCCUGCGCCCCUCCAGCAUCAUCAGCACCCCCGCCCCCACAUCAGCCCCCCUCAGGCCUCCCCCAUACCUCCUACCAGGACGCCAGUCAUCACCCCCACCUUCACCCCCCAGCCCCCCUGCUCACAGUCACAUAACAACCGCUACAGUAGUAGUAUGACUGGACCUGCACUCUCCACUGUGACCACAGCGCCGCCUGCUGUGUGUUCAGCUAGCAACACCCCCAGCAGCAGCAGCAGGAGAGGCAGGGAGACGAUGGGAAUGCUCCACCAGACCUCAGUUCCAUCUCAGCUGGAGAGGGACCCAGAGAGGGGGCCCAUCCACCCCAUGCUGCACCCAGGGUAUCAGGGAGCCCGUGUGGGCACUGCCAGCCACCCUCACCCCCAGCGGGCACCACCCAGGCCCCAGCAGCAGCCUAGCCACCACCACCAACCGUCUGUCCAGGGGAAGGGUUACUACGGACGGCCUGAGCCUGAUCGCACUCCUUCCUCUUCGUCAUCAUCCUCAGGACACCAGAGGGCAGGGGAGAGCGUCAUCACCAGCAGAGGGUCUCACCCCAACCCCCUCCCGCAGACGACGGUCACUAGCUCACCCCAUGACCGCACCAUGACCGCCCCCCAAACCCAAACGGUCAACUCUGCCCCUCAGCCAGCCUCCAAUCCCUCUUACUCCAGACUCUGUGCCCAGUCUACACCCCAGCCCCCCCAGGCUACCACCACCUCAGCCCAGGGGUAUCUUAACUCUCGACCCCAGCCACCUCCACCCUCAGCCCCCCAGUCCAUGGAGGAGGCCCUGGAUAAACUGGAUGCUGAGCUGCAGGGUCAUAUGCAGGCCGAGGAGAGGAGGAUGGACUGGGAGAGAGAGCAGGAGUUAAGGAAGAGGAGGGAUUGGGAGAGAGAGCAGGAGGAGAGGAAGAGGAGAGAUUGGGAGAGAGAGCAGGAGGAGAGGAAGAGGAGGGAGUGGGAGAGGGCGGAAGAGGAGAAGAAGAGAAAUAGGGAAUGGGAAAAAGAGCAGGAGGAAAGGAAGAGGAGGGACUGGGAGAGAGAGAGGGAGGAAGAGGAGAGGAAGAAAAGGAGGGAGUGGGUGAGAGAGGAUGAGGAGAGGAAGAGGAGGAUGGAGAGGAAGGCGAAGGAGGAGAUGAGCAGGAGCAGUAAGGGGAGAGAGGAGUCCGCCAUUGAGAGUCUGGAGAGACUCCUGUCAGGCAGCACUUCUUCUGCCCCACCUCCUCCUCGCCUGUCCACUGUCUCCACCUCCUCCUCCUCCUUUGUCCUACCUCCACCCCCACCCCCCCCCAGCCAGUCCUCCUCCUCGCCCCCCUACCCCUGGCUGAGCCGGGCCGGGGCACCCCCUUGUCCCCCAGGCCAGGCACCACCGUCUCCCGCCCCCCUGGAGAGGUCGCAGCCGCCCCCUCUCACCCCCCAGACGGAGUAUGCCAGGGAGAAGCAGAGGCAGAGGGAGAAAUGGGGUGGGAGUCCCCCGUCGUCAUCUCACAGUAGUAACGUUACCUCAGGGAACAACGCCCGGUCCUCGUUGGGGCUUUCCUACCCUAACAACCCCUCUGCUGUUACCUCUUACCCCAACCACCCCUUAAAUAACACCACCAUGCGAGGCACCCCCCGUCCACCCAAAGACACCCCCCAACCCAAGGAGAAGGCUAGUCAGCAGGCCAGAGGAGGAGUGAUGGGGGCUACAGGUCCCCUCCACAGCUCCAUCAGCAUCACCCUCCGAGAGCCCCCCAAACUCUUCCAGGCUUUCCCCAGGGACAGCCUUUCGUCCGGGACCAACCCCUCCAGAACCACCAGCAGCACCUCCAGCACAGGGGGUCUCCUCCACAAGCGCAUGCCCAGCGGAGGCCUAGGCAGCCUGGGUAGCAGCGCCAGCAGCAGCAGCAGCGGAGACUCGGACAGCGCCCAGUUUGAGGAGGAACCAUCGGAGCUCUCUACGUUACUCCCAGACGGUCUGGCCAACAUCAUGGCCAUGCUGGAUGAGUCCAUCAAGAAAGAGGAGGAAUCUUUCUAUAGCAGCGACCGAAACAGAGCCAGACAAAACAUUGUCAACACCUUCUCUGAUACCAUGCCACCGGAUAAGAGCUACCUGUGUGCCCCGGACCUCAUUCCGGCGCCCAAGCAGCAACCGCAGGACGACUUUGUUGGAGCAAACCUCCACGCCAGCCCCCCCGUGUUGAGCCGACAGGGCUCCCUGGCCUCCCCCUGCAGUCGGACCUCCUCCCUCAACGAGGAAGAGGAGGAGGGUUGUCCCACCCUGAAACUCGCUCCGGAGCUCCACAAGCCAGCCGUCCCGCUCAACCCCAACCCCCAGUCGGGGACAAACUACCGCCACAGCGACCUGGCUAAACUCUACGGUCUCCCGGAGCCCGCGAAGAGCGAAUGCGACGACGAAGAUGAGGAAGAGGAGUCGGAGACCCCGUCCAGUUCCCCUCCCCCGCCCCAGAGGCCCCACCUCCACCAGACGGGGGUGAGCAGCACCUUCAAGUCCCAGGCCGCCCUGGAGAACCAGAAGUACACCUACAGAGGAGGUCCGUUUGGCCGCCCGCCCCCCUCCGCUCUGGGGGGAGUGAAGUACUCCUCUUCCCUCUCUCUGGGUCCCGACAUCCAACAGCAGCAGAAUGGCACCUCCCCCACCUCCGAUUCCACCAAUCACCAGGGCUUUACACCGUCGUUGACCCCGCCCCGAAAGCCCCGCCCACACUCCCCCUCCAACUGGGAGGCGAAGAGACAGGUCAGUAUCAAGAUGGAGGAGCCUGAUAUCUGGAGAGAUGGGAGGGAGGCCAUGGAGAAGAGGAUCCAUUCCUCAAACGAAGAGUCACAUUUGAAUCCCUCCACACAAUCCAUCAAGAUGGAGCCGAAAGAAGAGAUGAAGCUCACUACCAUCUCUGAGUCUUCUCUGGCCGAGCUGGGCCGGAGCUGUGAGGUCUUCCUGACCCGGCACUCCAACUCCCUCCCCAGCAACAACACCUCAGACAGGACCAAGACUGAGCUGAAACACGAGGACAGGCACCACAAGCCUGAGAGGGAACGAGACAGAGAGAGAGACGGAGAGACAGAGAAGAAGAGGAAACACGGCAGCAGCAAGAAACACCAGGACAGGAAAGAGAGGAAGAAAAAGCACAGAGAGAAACGAGAGGAGAUGUCCUCCUCCCACUCCUCCUCUUCCUCCUUCCAAUCCAGUUCCAAUUCCAAACGGCACAAGGAGGGCAAAGUUCACAAGGAGAAGAAGGAGCACCUGCGGAUCCUCGGGAACCUGGACCUCCAGAGCAAGGAGAUCCGGGAGAAGGACCGCGACCACGUUCACUCUGACAUGGAGAGAGACCGGAAGAGGGGGAAACAGGCCGGUUCCACCAGCGGAGACGAACCCUCAGAAUGGGCGUCCCAUAGUAGAAGUGAGAAAAGUUCUGGUGUCAUGUCCUCUUCUCAGGGCAGUGAGGUUGGAUCGACACUGCAGGGUUCGGCUGCUGACUUCAUGAAACUGAAGGCCCUGUCGGACGGGCCACCCAAGGAGCUGAAGAUCAGGCUGAUCAAGGUGGAGAGCGGAGACAGAGAGACGUUCAUCGCCUCGGAGGUGGAGGAGAAGAGGACACCCCUGGAGGAUAUCAACAUAAACAACACAGCCGCAGAGGUCACACGGGCCUGCAAGGGUGCGAGGGUGAAGGGGAAGUUCAGAGAGUCCUACCUGCUCCCUGCGUUCUCUGUCAAGCCCCUGUUUACCACAGAGCCCAUCCCACGGGAGAAACUCAACCCUCCCACACCAAGCAUCUAUCUGGAGAGUAAGAGAGAUGCCUUAUCCCCAGUACUACUGCAGUUCUGUACAGACCCCAAGAACCCUGUUACUGUCAUCAGAGGACUGGCCGGAUCCCUACGACUCAACCUGGGUCUGUUCUCCACUAAGUCUCUGGUGGAUGCUAACUCUGAGCAUGCUGUGGAGGUGAGGACCCAGGUACAGCAGCCUGCUGAUGAGAACUGGGACCCUAGCGGCACAGGGCAGACCUGGCCCUGUGAGAGCAGCCGCUCACACACCACCAUCGCCAAGUACGCCCAGUACCAGGCCUCCAGCUUCCAGGAGAGCCUCCAGGAGGAGAAGGGGAGUGAUGAAGAAGAUGAUAACGAAGAUGAGGAAGACAAGGAGAAGAAGAGUAAGGAGACUAGCUCUGAGACAUCUAACAAAGACCCCACAAGCAAAGAGGCUACCAGUACCGAGCUGAAACCAGUGGGGAAGAUCAUCAAGUUUGGCACCAACAUUGAUCUGUCAGACCCCAAGAGGUGGAAGGCCCAGCUGCAGGAGCUCCAGAAGCUACCAGCCUUCAUGCGCGUGGCGUCCAGCGGUAACAUGCUGAGCCACGUGGGCCACACCAUCCUGGGCAUGAACACGGUCCAGCUCUACAUGAAGGUCCCCGGGAGCCGCACGCCUGGCCACCAGGAGAACAACAACUUCUGCUCUGUGAACGUCAACAUUGGGCCUGGAGACUGCGAGUGGUUCUCUGUGCAUGAAAACUACUGGCCGGCCAUCAACGACUUCUGUGAAAAGCAUGGAGUAGACUACCUGACCGGUUCCUGGUGGCCUGUUCUGGAGGACCUGUACCGCUCCAACAUCCCCGUGUACCGCUUCAUUCAGAGACCAGGAGACCUGGUGUGGAUCAACGCAGGGACCGUCCACUGGGUCCAGGCUGUGGGCUGGUGCAACAACAUCGCGUGGAAUGUGGGACCUCUCAACUCCUACCAGUACCAGUUGGCCCUGGAGAGGUUUGAGUGGAACGAAGUGAAGAAGGUCAAGUCCAUCGUCCCCAUGAUCCACGUGUCCUGGAACGUGGCCCGCACCGUGAAGGUCACCGACCCAGACACAUACAAGAUGAUCAAACACUGCCUGCUGCAGUCCAUCAAGCACAUCCAGGUUCUGAGAGACCAGCUGGUGACAGCAGGGAAGAAGAUCUCCUACCAAAGCCGGGUGAAGGAUGAGCCAGCCUACUACUGCAACGAGUGUGACGUGGAGGUGUUUAACCUGCUGUUUGUGACGUCUGAGAGUGGCAGCAGGAAGACCUACGUGGUCCACUGUGAGGACUGUGCCCGCCAGAGGAACCCCAGCCUCUCCAACAACGUAGUGGUGUUGGAGCAGUACCGCAUGGAGGAGCUAAUGAGUACCUACGACACAUUCAACCUGGCUGCAGCACCCAGUUCACGGUGAUGAAGAUCCUCCACGUCUCGCAGCCAUAACCAAAACUCCUGCCAGACAGGACUAAACACACCUUUUAAAAUGUCUUUUAACCUUUUUUCCUUCAUUAUUUAAGAUUUUUUUUACUACUACUUGCCGAUCAAAACAGCCAAUCGAAAACCAGUUUACUACUCAUCAUCACUGUUUACAAAACCAAACCGCCAAUCAAACUCCAGUUUACUUUUGUUGUCUACGGUGCUCAAGACCAGCUUACUGGUUUCUGGAGGACUUGAAGAAACGGAAAGGCAGUUGGUGCUAGCUACCAUUGUAAACACGCAACUGAGUGGACGGUUGUUAUCAAUGGCAUGAAUUUGUGUUAUUUCCGGAUUUCUUAAAACAAAUUGUCGUCUUGAAUACUGAAAUGUGUAAAUGCUGUUUGUAUUUUUUUGUGGGGUGCUGUUUUUUUCUAAAAUAAUUUAUUUUCCUUUUUUUUAAGACUAGAUCAGCCUAGAUAUAUACCACAUUGGCCUUGUGACUUGUAUUUAGAAGAUAAAUAAGAUGGAAAAUACUAAUAAUAGAGAGAUGACAUUUUUCUAAAAGCAUUAAGAAUAAGAAGACACUUUUUGUUUGGAAUGCUUCGAAACAUACGGGUUUUAAAGACAAUUUUGUUUUUUAGUUCUUGUCUUUCUGACUCUUGUAUGUGUUGUAAAUUUUGUGUUUUUACAAAUGUAUAAUGUUUAUUUCCUUAGGAGAGAGAAAGAAGGCAAUUGUCACACCUCUUUAGGAGUACAUCAGGUCUUUGUUUUAAUGAAUUGUUUCCAUUUUUCAUUGUGAUUAAUAUUUCAGUUGGUGUAAUAAUUAAUUGUGUUGUACCUCUGAUUUCAUUUUGUUUAGUUUUUUUUUUAUAUACAGAUUUAUUCUUUUUUUGGGGGGGGGUUGUACAUUGUUCUUUUUUUAUUUAAAAUGUGUCUCGUAUUUAUUGGAUGUCAAUGUUCUCCCCUUGUUUUUAUUAGGGUUGUACAAGUUUGAAAGGUUUUUUAUGGUGAUUUCUAAGUCCUCUGUCACAACUGUGUUACAGGAGGACAACGUUUUCUCUGGUGCUUCUUCUGGUUCUAUAUAUAUAUAUAAAUGAUAUUUCUAAUGAAUAUAACUUACACCUUCCCCUGUAGUUGCUAGGAUACACAGCUGAGGUAGAAAAUUGACUAACGGAAUACUGUCUUUGUAAUGCGUGAAAAAAACAAAACUACAUUUUCUGUACUUUUUUUUUAUCUGAGAAAAUGUAAUUUAGUUUUUCAACCUUUUUAGGGGCCUUUAGAUUACAUGAAUGAUUUAAAUAAUAUCUGUUGGAGUAUUGACAGCUCUCUGAUGAACAAUUUCUUCUUUUUAUUCCUUUUUAAGAUGAGAAUUCUAUUUUUCCUGUUCCAAAAUACCUUUUAUUUUCCUUCUCUUUGUGGUCAUUCAUUUUAAACUGCACUGUUUAGAGAAUUCACACACACACACACACACACAACAAACUGAGCCAGACAUGUCUUAAACACUUUGUGAAUUUGUGUGACAUUACUAUGACUAUUAUUAAUAAAUAAAUGCUUUUGAUAAAGCCACA
Salvelinus namaycush (lake trout) is the source of this 8997-nucleotide messenger RNA. RefSeq names its product lysine-specific demethylase 6B-like. Lineage: Eukaryota; Metazoa; Chordata; Actinopteri; Salmoniformes; Salmonidae. Gene Ontology annotation, molecular function: chromatin DNA binding; histone H3K27me2/H3K27me3 demethylase activity; RNA polymerase II cis-regulatory region sequence-specific DNA binding. Gene Ontology annotation, cellular component: MLL3/4 complex. The record is from RefSeq and is a predicted model, not a curated record. Gene Ontology annotation, biological process: regulation of gene expression; heart development.